GGCUGAGUGUAUUGGGGGAUCCCACAUCAAUUGGAGAAGUGAACAAGUGCCAGCGAGGACGCUGGGCCCCGAAGGGGGGUGGAUUGUGAGAUCUCACAUUAGUUGGAGAGAGGAACUAAGCAUUCCUUAUAAAGGUGUGGAAAUCUCUCCCUAAUAGAUCGCAUUUUAAAAUCAUGAAGUUGACGGCGAUAUAUAAUGGGCUAAAACGGACAAAGUUUAGUGUGAUUUUGCAAUAUAGUAAUUGGACAAAUGUAGUGGCAGUGGAAACUGUGGGAUGAGGAAUAGAACCCACCACCUGCUUUGCCACUUUGUAGCUGAUAGGUAUGCCUCAUGCCUUGAAAAAGUGGGAGAUGACAAUGGGAGCAGUAUAUUUAAAAACCUCCACCCAUUUGCACACAUUCUCUUCUUGAUUUACAACAAAACCAGACCCUUUCUUCAAAAAAAUGUAUAUUUCUGUAAAGUUUCAGUAUUAAUGGCAGAAGAGGAUACCUCCUCUGAACCUUCUUCUUCUUCUUCUUCUUCUUCUUCUUCGUCGUCGUCGUCUUCUUCAGCUCUCACCUCUACAAUGUCCACUCCAUUGCGGAAGGUGUUCUGUAGAAUUUCAGGCCUUGCAACUUCUCUGAGAAGAAACACAGCCCCUCACAGCAGAAGAAUCUUUCACAGAGAUGUUGAACAACAAGAGUUUCAAUAUGCAAGCUCUCAUUGCCUUUCUUCUUAUUACAGUGUCUUUGUUGCUCGCCUUGCCAUAAUGGUGAUGCUAGCUAUUUUGAUUGGGAUGCUGACAAUACUCACAUGGCACUUCACGAAGAGCUACACGGCACAGUCGCUCGACAGCUUAGCGUAUGGUCUUCGUCAUGAACUGCUGCAGCGCCCGAUCUUACGGAUGUGGAGUGUCUUGAAUUCCACAGCUGAAAUAACCACAGCUCAGGUUAAGCUUUCAGAAUAUGUAAUGAGGAAGUACAGCAAGCCAGUGAAUCAAGCAGAGCAAGUUGAGUUGUAUGAAGCAAUGAGAGACGUUACGUGGGCGAUGUUUGCAAGUCGAAAAGCUCUUAAUGCCAUAACAAUCAAUUACAAGAAUGGUUUUGUCCAAGCGUUCCAUCGAGAUCAUAGAAGCAACAAUACGUUUUAUAUUUACUCGGAUCUUGCAAACUAUUCCAUCACUGCCACUCAAUCAUAUAAUAUAAAUCGACUUUCAUCGGGUGAAGGGUGGUCGGAACCACCCAUACAUGGCAAUGUUUCUGCAAAAUGGUACCGGGAACCACUUGAUCCGAUCAGCGGUGAGAAGAUGGGGAAAGCAAGGCAAAUCCCACCAGAGGACUUGAUUAACAUUCCUGGCAUUUCACAGGUAGCUGAUGGUGUUGCCUCAUGGCAUGUUACUGUCAGCAAGUACAUGGAUACACCAUUGCUUUCAGCAGCCCUGCCUGUUUCAGAUGCUUCAAACGAAAGCAUAGUUGCGGUGGUCGGUGUCACGACCGCACUUUCGAGUGUCGGUCAACUUAUGAAGGAGCUUGUUGAGUUCCAUAGUGGACAUAUUUAUCUAACCUCUCAAGAGGGCUACUUGCUUGCUACUUCAGCCAAUGCUCCCUUGUUAAGAAAUACAUCGACCGGUCGGAAGCUUAUGAUGGCUGUCGAUUCCCAAGAUGACGUGAUUCGAUUAGGAGCCGAAUGGCUACACAAAACCUAUGGAAACAACUUUCCUCCUGGUCAUGAGGUCCAUGAAGAGAACGUCAAGCUUGGUGGUCAGCAAUAUUACAUCGACUCAUUUUUUCUUAAUCUAAAGAAGCUUCCCAUUGUGGGGGUUGUUAUCAUUCCUAGGCAAUACAUAAUGGGAAAGGUAGAUGAAAGAGCUUACAAAACAUUGGUUAUACUCAUUUCUGCCUCUUUGUGCAUCUUAGUUGUUGGAUGUCUAUUCAUUUUGAUUCUGACAAAAGGAGUAUCUAAGGAAAUGAAACUAAGAGCUGAACUAAUAAGCCAUCUUGAUGCAAGAAGAAGAGCAGAGGCAUCUAGUAAUUACAAGAGUCAAUUUCUCGCGAAUAUGAGUCAUGAGCUGAGGACACCGAUGGCUGCGGUAAUUGGACUGCUCGACAUUCUAAUGUGCGAUGAUUGUCUUAAUAACGAACAGUUUUCGACAGUCACUCAGAUUCGAAAAUGCUCGACAGCUCUACUCCGACUUCUUAACAACAUUCUAGAUCUAAGCAAGGUUGAAUCUGGAAAGCUAGUUUUGGAAGAUGCAGAGUUUGAUCUGGGACGAGAACUCGAAGGGCUUGUUGAUAUGUUUUCCGUGCAAUGCAUUGAUCAUAAUGUGGAAACUGUAUUGGAUCUCUCUGAUGAUAUGCCGAGAUUAGUUCGAGGAGACUCCGGUCGGGUUGUUCAAAUAUUCACGAACUUGAUUAGCAACUCUAUCAAAUUCACAACUACUGGUCACAUCAUUCUUCGAGGGUGGUGCGAGACGUCAAAUACGCUCAAAGAAAUGGGAAAGUCUUGUAUGGAUCAAAAGAAAUCACGGUUUCCAAAUCGGACGAAGAUGAAACAACAGGGAGACCACGCGAAGAACGCGUUCAAGAAAGAUAACAAAAUGACCUUAUGGUUUGAACUUGAUGACACUGGCUGUGGGAUCGAUCCUAGCAAAUGGGAGUCUGUUUUUGAAAGCUUUGAGCAAGCAGAUCCCUCGACAACCCGAACGCACGGUGGCACUGGUCUUGGACUAUGCAUUGUACGUACCUUGGUUAACAAGAUGGGUGGUGAAAUCAAGGUUGUAAAGAAAAACGGCCCGGGAACUCUAAUGCGACUUUAUUUGGUUCUCAGCACACCUGUAGACUCCAUAGAUCAUCAAUGUCAAUUUGAUUUUGCAAAACAUAAUGCAGUGGUACUGCUCGCACUCCGUGGCAGCACGAGUCGAUUAAUCACAUCGCAGUGGCUUUGUAAGAUCGGACUGUUCACUUUAGAGGCUUCAGAAUGGAAUGAACUAACUCUAAUCCUUCAAGAACUCUUUCAAGCCAGAAAGUUUGAAAACAAAAAGGGAUUUAGUCCACAGGAUUCCCUCGGUGAACCCUUACGAGCCGAGUUAACGAGAAUUAAGGACAUGAAAAGCCAAACGUUCAUCGUCGUUGCCGAUAUCGGGAUACUGGACUUGAGCACGGAUAUUUGGAAGGAUCAACUUUACUUCCUUGACAAGUACUCUGGAAAAGUGAAGUUUGCGUGGAUGUUAAACCACGAUACGUCCAACGCCAUGAAGACGGAGCUUCGGGGAAAAGGACACUUUAUAGUGAACAAUAAGCCGCUGUAUAGAGCAAAAAUGAUUCAUAUUUUGGAAGCUGUUAUGAAGGACAGAAGUCUUGAGAUUCAGAGGAAAAAUGGUUUAAGAAAUGCAUCAAAAGAAGGGGAUUAUCAUGAAUGCCUUGAAAUUGAUUCAACUCAGUUUGAAACUGCUAGCUCUGAUGAUUCUGAUUUAGCUGAACUUGACAAGUCCAAGUCUCAGUGUGCAACAUUUCAAGAAGAAACAAUGCCAAAACCUUGUCAGCCGCCAUUUUUGUCCCUUAACGAUAGCUUAGUUGAGUUAACUCGUGUACGUUCGACUGCGAGUAACGCAAGGACCGGUGGUUCAUGUGACAUGAGACAAGACUCAUCCAAUGGACUGAACUUUGGAGGAAACUAUCCCAAAAGCCAAGAAGAAUCAGAUUCUAAUAAUGUUCAUGGUAAGAAAUCUCUUGAAGGGCUACGCAUUUUGCUUGCAGAAGAUACACCGGUUCUUCAAAGAGUAACGACGAUAAUGCUCGAAAGAAUGGGAGCCACGGUGAUCCCUGUCGGAGAUGGGCUGCUGGCUGUUGAAGCUCUGACUGCAAUGCUUAGUGCUGAAGAGCAAAGAAGAGAAUGCCCCACAAGAUAUGAUUUGGUCUUGAUGGAUUGCCAAAUGCCAAAGAUGGACGGCUACGAAGCAACAAAAGCGAUUAGAAAGCUAGAAUUGGGAACAAGCCUUCACAUACCGAUCGUAGCAUUGACAGCUCACGCAAUGUCGUCGGAUGAAGCCAAAUGCUUGGAGGUAGGAAUGGAUGCAUACCUAACAAAGCCAAUUGACUAUAAGCUGAUGGUAUCCACCAUACUUUCCCUCACUCAGAGAAAAGUCUAAGAAACGUUGCUUACGAUUCUCGAGCUACACUACGUGCUAAUAUUUUCGGUUUUGCAAAUCAAAAUGGUCACUUUUUAACCGAACAAAAAGGAGACGAGAAGGCAUUUAAGGGUCGGAACGGGGCAUAUAUUCAAGAGACGGGUUUAAUGCUGAAGAGUGUAAAUUUGCUGCCAUAAGUAGGUAGGUUCUUUGUGUCCAUUGAGCUUUGUACAUAUUGUUGUAGGGCAGAUGAAAGGCUGCUUAAGUUUUCCCACUUUUUGUAAUUAGUAGUGAGAUAACAAAGUUAGGUAUUAUGAUGUAAAGAACAUUCUAACCGUGCAAGUAAAAGUAAGAAUAAGAGGGGAAUUAAGCUCUUCUCUUCGUAAUCAUUUAACCA
Messenger RNA from Cucurbita maxima (winter squash), 4502 nucleotides. RefSeq names its product histidine kinase 1-like. The coding region runs from base 275 to 4126 and encodes 1283 amino acids. The transcript has 14 exons. Gene Ontology annotation, biological process: phosphorylation; phosphorelay signal transduction system. The record is from RefSeq and is a predicted model, not a curated record. Lineage: Eukaryota; Viridiplantae; Streptophyta; Magnoliopsida; Cucurbitales; Cucurbitaceae. Gene Ontology annotation, molecular function: phosphorelay sensor kinase activity.